This is a messenger RNA of Strigops habroptila (Kakapo), 2328 nucleotides long. It is a transcript of the gene PDPN, whose product is annotated as podoplanin. The transcript has 5 exons. Bases 206 to 646 code for a protein of 146 amino acids. Gene Ontology annotation, molecular function: protein-folding chaperone binding; signaling receptor binding; chemokine binding. Gene Ontology annotation, cellular component: lamellipodium; filopodium; basolateral plasma membrane. Lineage: Eukaryota; Metazoa; Chordata; Aves; Psittaciformes; Psittacidae. The record is from RefSeq and is a predicted model, not a curated record. Gene Ontology annotation, biological process: cell-cell adhesion; Rho protein signal transduction; positive regulation of extracellular matrix disassembly.
ACUCCACUCAGCUUUCUUUAGUUGUACAGUUAUCAUCUGGGGAAACCUUCCCCCUCUACACUACAGCAGUUAAAGGAAUAUUUGGAAUAGCAAAGUAUUUUUUUGCAGCGAUUUCUCUUUGUGAUCUCAAUUCUCCAAAAAAUUGAUCUGAAUUUGAAUCCAUCUGGUCUCAGGAUUGGAAAACUAUUCUCCAAGCAGAUCAAAGAUGUUUAUUAUGAUCAAAGUUCAAUUCUUCAUCUUCGUUCUAGGGAGUGUGCCUUUCAUAGCACUUGCUGAAGAAGCAAGCUCAGUUCUAGAGGGAGAAGAAAGUACAACAACAGAUUUCAGAAAUGACACAGAACUUGAAGAAUUACCAACCCUGUUGCCCACAAGACUACAGAGUGUAACCAAUCUCUUGCAGUUUGGACAACUGAUGACCACAGAAAGUGCAUUUGCCCCAGCUGAAGACAGUGAUAAUUCUACUGGUUACAAAGUCAACACAGAAAAUGCUGAUGGCAGACUGAGUGGGGAGCCAGAGAAAACUGAAAAAGGUGGUCUGGAAACAAUUGCAUUAGUUGGAAUAAUUAUUGGAGUCAUAGUUGCAGUUGGAAUCCUUGCAGGAAUCAUCAUCGCUGUUGUAAGGAAGAUGUCAGGCAGGUACUCGUAAGUAAAUUGUUACUCAGGCUUUUCAAACAAGCACCAUCCUCUGAGCAAGGUCACAGGGAUUGCUUUGGAAAUUUCUAAUGUUGUUUUGACACAAUAACCUGUUUCAUGACCACACAGUGUCAAUGUGAGGUGGGUGAUCUAAACCCACUUACAUACUUCAGAGAAGUUAGUCAGACGCUGUGUGCAGUUAUAACAGUCAUCAGGUGCAUGGGUUUUGGAUUACUCCAUUGCACAGAGGUAAAAUCCACUAUGAAGUAUUACAGGACCAACUUCUAGAAGUGCUGGAUAACAUGUGAGCACAAUUGAUCUUUAUCUUAUUACUCUGGACAUUUGUAGAAGCUGUUCUGGUAUCAACAAGAUUCAUUAAUGCCAUGUAAACCUGAAGUGCUUAUAAACUCCAAACUAGCAACAAAACCACACUACGUUUAACAACUACUAUCAAUACAGCAUUAGGAUAAAGCAAAAUACGAACUGGAAAGUGAAAUAAGGCAUACAAGAGGAGGGAGAAAAGAUCACAUAACAUUUGGGUAAGUAUGAACAUAAAACAUCUGGGUUUCUGUUCUACAGGCCCUGAAAAUAGUUGAAGCAAGCAGCCAUGCCAACUCACCAGCAAAAUAAAAGUGCUUCUUAUAAGAACUAAAGACUAUUCCUGUCUCUGUGUGAGAAGAUGAUCCAUGGAAAAUAUGGUUGAAGAAUUCCAGAUCUAUGGGGAUCCCACACAACUCUAAGGACUCCCACUGCCCCAGACUACAGUGUGGAAUAUUUCAUAAGGUUUUUAUUAACCAGGAGUUCACUAGAACAAGAAAAUGAUUAUACAGUAAGAAAAAACUCAGCAGCAAUGAGAUUUACAUCUGAAAUGUGAUUUGCAGUUAAUAUAUAUAUCCUAGCUUGAUUGAAAAAAAAAAAAAUAAAUCUCCAGAAUCCUAAGUGAUUUUGGCUGGUUAAGUGCUUGUGGCAUUUUUAUCUACCAAAUGAUGUAUCAAAAAGGAGGAAUUGGCUUCAGAGAGAACCAAUUAUUUACAAGAUAGAUAUUGGAAGCUAAAUCUUUCCACUAUUGAUACAGAUUUUCUGCUCUUGAUAUUUACAUUAUGUGGCAAAACAUGGUAGGCCCAGCUGGAACUGACCUACCAACUGAAAGCUUGCUCUUCUGACUGCUGCACCAGGCAUUUCCUGUCUUCUCCUGUUGCAGAGACAUGCAGUGAUUGAAAUACACAUCCUGAAUUAAAGGGUGCUUGGAAAAUACCCAGUUUUGAUGGGUCACUUUAAGCAGUUACUCAGCCCACUUUAGAGCUGAUAUGUAGAAGCUUUUGAAUUAGCAUAUACCAUUUUUUUCUUUCUAACUGUAUAGUUGGCUUGUUUGAAAACACGUGUGCAACACAAGAACAGAGUAUGUUAGUAAGGUAUAAAGCAUCUCUGGAGUCCACAGCUUUUCUGCGGCAUGUGGAGUGCUGCAGUACCUGAAUUCACAGAGUUCAGAGCAAAGGCUCUGUAUGUCAAGUGAUAUGCAUCAUGUUUUCUAAACUUUAAGGCACUUAAGUGUUUGGUGUAAAAAUCAUGGUAAUCCAUAUGGUCAAUAAUUGUUAAACAUGUCAACUUAACCAUAUGUGCUUUUCUGUUUCAUUCAUGUGCCUUGAACUAUCAUUUCAAGCUUUGGAAAUAAAAAUUAUAAUGUAAACUGUCCUA